Messenger RNA from Alternaria infectoria, 3090 nucleotides. RefSeq lists its product as uncharacterized. The record is from RefSeq and is a predicted model, not a curated record. The transcript has 2 exons. Bases 1 to 3090 code for a protein of 1029 amino acids. NCBI's taxonomy places the organism in Eukaryota, Fungi, Ascomycota, Dothideomycetes, Pleosporales, Pleosporaceae.
AUGGAUCCUAUUAGCGCGGUCUCUAUUGCGACGUCUAUUGUGACAUUUAUCGACUUCGCUGUCAAAGUCGUACUCCUCGGCCAUGAUGUUCAUCAGGAAGGCACCACCAUCGGCGUUUCUGAGAUCAAGCACCGAGCACAGGAACUCAAAUCCUGGGUCAAUGGCUUGCGUGCACCAAUCAGCGGUCGCAAGGACUCACUCAAGGAUGAAUAUGAAGCGCUUGACCGCAUCAUUGCAGGUUGCUCUGAAGUUGGGACGGAAAUCAUCAAAUAUCUUGAGGACCUCAUCCCAAAAGCGGACAAACGAUCUGCAUGGAGAAGCUUUCACAUUGCGCUUCGUACUAUCCUGAAGAAAGAGCAAAUCGAAGGGCUGGUCAGCAGGCUUGAAGGCUACCAGCAGGACCUCUCGUUACGCCUUCUUGCCCUGCUCAACGCGAAAACGGAUGUACACUCGUCAGAAGUGACUGAGCGUCUUGAUAGUCUCGAGACGGCGAGCAAGCGCAUCGUGCAGAUCUUGACAUUCACACAAAGUUCUUCCGCAUAUUCUACGUCACCUCGUGAUCUUACCAGAAACUUCGAGAACAAGAGCGAAGAUAACAGAAGAGAGAAAGUCCUCCGCGUUAUUCUGGGGCUUGAAGAUGGCACUAAACUGUCAGUCGCCGACCAGAACUUCGCACUUGCCGACCAAGAAGACUCGGCCCCUGGCAACUCAAUCGAGCGUGUGAUCACGUUCAGAGAUCAGUCCAACACACAACUCUUGGAAACGGUCUCCAACGAGCGAUUCUCGUCGCUUGCGACCAAAGUUUUGGCCGCGCUACAUUAUCGUGGGCUGCAAAGCAGAUUCAGCGAUACAGCGAUAGCCCAUCAUGACACGUACGAGUGGAUCUUCAAAGCGCCCAAGCAAGACCGUCGCUGGUCAGAUUUUGCGGAGUGGCUCGGUAGUGAGAACAGUCUAUACUGGAUCUCAGGAAAGCCUGGGAGCGGGAAGUCUACGUUGAUGAAGUAUAUCUGUUCACAUCCUCAAACGGUUCAGCUCCUUGAUUCGUGGAGGGAUGGCCUUACGUUGCUGCAGGCCCGGUUCUUCUUCUGGGCGGCUGGACACACCCUGCAAUCAUCGCAUGAAGGCUUAUUGCGAGGCCUGCUGUACACGCUUCUUGCGCAAUGUCCACGGCUUGUACCGUCCGUCUUUCCCGAAAUCUGCACGGAGAUUGUUGCUGGACGUGAGCUGGAUCUCUCUUGGACGUCUUCAGAGCUUAUGGAAGCUCUUCAUCUGCUUGUUGAAAACUCCAGAGGCCUCAAAAUCUGCCUCUUCAUUGAUGGUCUGGAUGAGUACGCUGGAGAUCACGGUGGUCUAAUUCGCGUUCUUGAAACGCUGUCUUCCUAUGAUAACAUGAAGCUGGUGCUGUCUAGCCGACCUCUAGCAGAGUUCAAUGACGCCUUCACCGAUAUGCCUCAGCUUCGAUUACAAGACCUGACGUAUCAAGACAUGAUAAACUUCGUUUCUGAUAGGCUGGAUAACUCUCGGGGCUUAAGAGAAGUGGAAGAGUUGAAUCCAGAGCUUCGUUUGACCUUGGUACGCGGCCUCUGCGACAAGUCAGCCGGCGCUUUUCUCUGGGUAGUCUUAGCGCUUCGUUCGAUUCUAGAAGGACUACAUAAUGGGGAGACGACAUCUACGUUGCAACGUAAACUCGACUCGCUCCCCCCAGACCUUCACGAGAUGUAUAAGCACAUGUUCAAAUCGCUUGACCCAGCGAUACAAAAGGGUACGGCUCGGAUGAUUCUCAUAACGCUGAGAAGCAGAGAAGUGCCAUAUUACGGUCCGAUAAGCCUUCUUCAGCUAGCUCUAGCCGACAACGAGGACACUACUGCUGAAAAGGCGAUCUCCGAGGAAGUGCGGAUCAUGUCGCCAGGCAAGCGACGAUCGCUAUGCUUGUGGAUGAAGCGAAGGAUCGAUGGCCAUAAGAAAGGCUUGCUUGAAGUCAAAGGCCAAGACAAUAUCGUUGAGCGAGGCUCGUCUUCUAUUGACGCAUGGGUCGGGUUCUACCACAAGACUGCUAUUGACUUCUUCCGCUCUGAUGAGACAUGGAACCUAUUGAAGACCCAAGCUGGCUCUGACUUCAACAUCGACCUUACUCUGCUCGUUUCAAGUCUUCUGGAGAUGAAGGUAUCGCCUUCGGAAACUGCAUUUGUAGCCGAAACCAGCCGUUCUGUCGCGAACUUGCGGCAAGGACUUUUGUUCGCUGGCUUCCUGGAGGGAAGUAGCCUUCGUCCCUACACGGCGUUAUUAGACGAUAUGGAACAAACAAUGAGAUUCCACUGGGCAAAGUCAACAAUGUCCAAGACAUUCGAACACUUUGCCAAACAGCAGGUCGAAAGACGGAUAUUCGUACGUGGUUCUGCCACGAGUUACGAUAUCCAGCGGUAUCCUUCUUUCUGGAGUCUUGCCAUGGAGAAUGGAUGUUUUCUCUAUGUUGCCGACAAAGCCUCGCGGGAAGAAUCCGUCACAGCCCAACAACGAACUUCGCUGACCUGUACACUCCUGCGGUACUACAUGGUAGGGGAACUUAUGCUGGACCGCCCUUCGCGCACGAAAGCAGUUACUGCGAUUCUCCAAAUUCUUGCUACGGAUGCCGAAGCUCUCACACGCAUGGAUGUAUACCGUUGCUGGGACACAUUCGCCAUGGACUUGUUCACAGCUGGGAACGAUUUAGCGUACCGAUCCGAGAACGCGAACAACACGAUGGAUCUAUGCCUCGCAUUCCUUAAUGAUCGCGAACUCCGACAACAUCCUAAAAUGACUGCUUCGGGUGUCCGACGUUCGCUCCGAGAAUUCCAAUCUAGAGUCAUAGCCGUAAAUUCAUCCGGCGCAAAGAGCGAUAGCACACAGCAAGAUCUGGACGAGUUCAACACGAAGUAUGACAAGGCUCUAACUAUGCUCGCAACGGAAUGGACGAUAGACAGCAGCAGAGCUUGGGAGUGGCCUGAGCCCGUGCCCAUUCUCAUCCUGUUCCUCCUGUUGUUGCUUGUCCUAAGUUACAACCUAUUAUUCUUCGGUUCGCUCGGUGGCCCGAGCACAACUCGAGACCAUUAG